CCGGCCCCGGGGCCAUUGCCUGCCGAGGGUCCCGAACAAGGUGCUUCCGAGACCGCCGCGCCCGGAAGGACGUUCUGCUGCAGCUCCGGCCGCCCCCGGCGGCCCAAUUACUCCGGUGCUUGCCCCUUGACCCUGCUCUCGCGGCGAGGUAGAGGUGGGGUGGCCAUCUUGGGGCUGCGGCGCGGGCGGCUGUUACGGCGGAGACCCGUCCCUUCCCCCCCAGCCCCGCGAUCCAGGCCGUCUGUCAGUCUUGCAAAGAAAGAGUCCAGCGGUCUGUUAGGCGAGGCCUCGGCCUCGUGCCGGCACUCCCCCGCCGCACUGGGCGGCCCAGGCCGCUGCCUGCUGGCCGUCUCCGCCGCCACCAUGUCCUCCUUCUCCGAGUCGGCGCUGGAGAAGAAGCUCUCGGAGCUGAGCAACUCGCAGCAGAGCGUGCAGACCCUGUCCCUGUGGCUCAUCCACCACCGCAAGCACGCGGGGCCCAUCGUCUCCGUCUGGCACCGCGAACUCCGCAAAGCCAAAUCAAAUAGAAAGCUUACUUUCCUAUACUUAGCAAAUGAUGUCAUCCAAAACAGUAAAAGGAAAGGACCGGAGUUCACUAGAGAAUUUGAAUCUGUUCUUGUGGAUGCGUUCUCUCACGUCGCCAGAGAGGCAGAUGAAGGCUGUAAAAAACCUUUAGAAAGAUUGCUGAACAUCUGGCAAGAACGAAGUGUGUAUGGCGGCGAGUUCAUACAGCAGCUGAAGCUGUCUAUGGAGGACUCCAAGAGCCCUCCCCCCAAAGUAUCAGAAGAGAAGAAGUCUCUAAAGCGGACUUUUCAGCAGAUCCAAGAGGAGGAGGACGACGACUACCCUGGAAGUUACUCCCCACAAGAUCCUUCCGCAGGACCCCUCUUGACGGAGGAACUAAUCAAAGCUUUGCAGGACCUGGAAAACGCCGCCUCUGGGGAUGCUACUGUCCGACAGAAGAUUGCUUCUUUGCCCCAGGAAGUGCAGGAUGUUUCUCUACUAGAAAAAAUAACAGACAAAGAGGCAGCUGAACGUCUUUCAAAAACAGUGGAUGAAGCGUGUCUGUUACUAGCAGAGUAUAACGGGCGCCUGGCAGCAGAGCUGGAAGACCGGCGCCAGCUGGCUCGGAUGCUGGUGGAGUAUACCCAGAACCAGAAAGACGUGCUCUCAGAAAAGGAGAAAAAACUAGAAGAAUAUAAACAGAAGCUGGCCCGGGUCACCCAGGUCCGAAAGGAGCUCAAGUCUCACAUCCAGAGCUUGCCAGACCUUUCCCUGCUGCCCAACGUCACAGGGGGCUUGGCCCCUCUGCCCUCUGCAGGUGACCUGUUUUCAACCGACUAGGACGGACACCUUAUGGCCCCAGAUUCCCAUCUGUACCAGCAGCAAGAAGGGGCUUACGACAUGGUUGGAGAUCCCUUCUAGCUCCUGAUUCUGCCCCUGCCUCUACCCGGCCCCCCGCCCUGGGGGAAGCGCAGAGCUCCGGCUCUCCUCAGCAACCUCUCGUGCGGAGCGCCCGCAGAAGAGUGACGAGUGGGCCCGGGCCCAGUGCACGUUUGAAACGAAUACAAACUUUCUCCCACUUCAUGUUUUCAUGUCCCUGUUGGUUUUCCAUUUUUUAGCUCUCUUUUUACACCCAAGAAGUUACCGAAAUCAUGUGUCCCUCUGGAGCUUUCUGAAGAACGGUGUGUCCACAGGAAAGCAGCUGCACCUCUCUGAGUGGGGGUUGCGCACGGGAGGAAAAGGCUUCCACAGAGGGGCUCUCCUGGCCCACCACCAGCUGCCCCCCAGAGGCCGGAGGCCCCCUGUCGAGCAGCUUUGCCAUAAAGAGUUUGCCAAAUCUCCCAUCCUCCCUUGCAAUUACUUCUUAGAGUGCUACCUAAUUCUGUAAGCAGACCAGGGAACCCUGCACUAAGAUGCCGAGCUGGUCUGGGAUGUGUCUGCCCCGUGCAGGGCUGGAGGAGAAGGGAUAGACCACCACGCCUGAGUUAAAAAGACGUGGUUUGUUUCAAAUUCCUACGUCCGGCCUUCCCAGAUCUGAACCCCUGAGUCAUAGAGCUUGCUCCUGAAAACACUGUCCUCAGACCCCAACUGGUCACACAGGCUCUGCACUGGUGGACCCCAAAAGAGAAAGCCUCCACAUCCCAGCAUGCCACGGGGCUGGGCUCGAAGCACACACUAAACUUAACCCGUGGGUGGACACGUGUCCAGAGCCUACCACUCUGUUUGCUCGUCUGCCAGCCACUACCUGGUACUACCCGUUGUGACUCUGAGGAUGAGGACUUGCAUCAGAUGUCAGGGGCAGGGGGGGGGAGAGACACUAAUCUAGGGGUUUUAAUUCCAUUAUCAUGCUAGCUGACGUUAUAGCCGUAUAUUGUGGCUAGGAAUUUUAUCUUGCUUCUAGUAAAGGUUAGGCCAGCUACAUCACCCUAAUUGGGCAGACCUGUUUUUGAAGUUGGGAAGGGGAAAACAAAAACAGUGUGCCCCAAGAAGAGGAUAGGAGUGGAAAGCUGAAAGGGCAUUCAGCAGAGAGGAGCUUGGGGGAUUUUGAGUGGCUGCUACAGCCGAGGUGGCCCAAAGCUGUUGGUGAUGUGUGAUUUCACACAUUAAACAUGCUUGUUUGUAAAAGUCUUGACAGGCUUGCCCUCAAGACGCUCUGCUGGCCAGGAAGUGGCCCGGGGCGCGUGUCGUGUCGCUGUAGCUGUGUAGAGCCUCACAGGGAGCAGUGUGGCGGCUGCUGAGGUUGGAGUUGGGACUGAGUGUUGGCUUGUUGACAGCCUGUUCUGCCUCUGUUCAAUGAGGAAGCCAAAAGUCCACUCUCCGAGAGUCCGCAGGGCAGUGGGUGGGUGGUUUUACUAAAGGUGUAAGGUAGAGCUUCCUCUCUGCUGUUAGGGCACGUGCUCCCCAGUCCCUUCAGAGGUGCUGGUGUGCGCCACCACUCCUGGACAGACACGUCUCCAGUAUUCUCUGCUCUCUGCCACGGCGUCAACAUGCCUCCAACUGCAUACCACCCGGCAGGGUGCAGUGAGUGAGGCUCUGUUCAGCUCGGUGAAAAUAACCAUAACAUAAUGGGUUCCUCCUGUGCUAGGUUUCACCUGAGUCUAACCAGCAAUUGGUGCAUAGUUAUUACAGCCAGAGAAAGAAAUGAAGUUAUAGCAAUUAUGUAAAUGAGUAUGUUGGCCUCUUGACACCUGUUACUACUGCACUUCCUGUGAAAAAGUUAGUUUUUCCAACCACCACCACCAUCCCCUCCUUUAAUGAAAUGCUUUGUUUUAAAAAAUCUUUAAUUCUGCUCACCACAUCCUCCUAGAAGUGUGCUAGCUUCAGUUGUUUAAUUUAAAUGACUCUCCUUGGCCUUGUGAGGUGAUUUGAGGAGGGCAGGGUUUGUGUUCUGUGGUUUGUUCUUGGGGCAUCCAGAGGUUCCGAAGGAUCUCUCUCUCCUUUAGGUCAGUUUCCUCAGAAAGUCUCCAAUCUUCCUUUGUUUUUGUUUUCUUAAAGAAUAUUUUUAAAGCUGAAAUUUGUAUAUUAAUUUAGGACUUUAUUUAGAAGUAUAGGCUGUCGUGGUGGCAGCAGUAUAUUCUGAAAUGUCUCAUAGAUAUAUAUUUUUGAAUAAAGACGGUGUUGUUGAAAACA
Messenger RNA from Echinops telfairi (small Madagascar hedgehog), 3633 nucleotides. It is a transcript of the gene RPRD1B, whose product is annotated as regulation of nuclear pre-mRNA domain containing 1B. Gene Ontology annotation, biological process: mRNA 3'-end processing. Gene Ontology annotation, cellular component: RNA polymerase II, holoenzyme. Bases 364 to 1344 code for a protein of 326 amino acids. NCBI's taxonomy places the organism in Eukaryota, Metazoa, Chordata, Mammalia, Afrosoricida, Tenrecidae. The transcript is spliced from 7 exons. The record is from RefSeq and is a predicted model, not a curated record. Gene Ontology annotation, molecular function: RNA polymerase II C-terminal domain binding.